Messenger RNA from Scatophagus argus, 707 nucleotides. It is a transcript of the gene trappc2, whose product is annotated as trafficking protein particle complex subunit 2. NCBI's taxonomy places the organism in Eukaryota, Metazoa, Chordata, Actinopteri, Scatophagidae. Gene Ontology annotation, cellular component: TRAPP complex; nucleus; cytoplasm. Bases 164 to 586 code for a protein of 140 amino acids. Gene Ontology annotation, biological process: endoplasmic reticulum to Golgi vesicle-mediated transport. The transcript has 5 exons. The record is from RefSeq and is a predicted model, not a curated record.
CUGUUAAACUGUCUAAACCCUUAACGGUUUUACAACAAGUGACCGAUAAAUAUUUGUACAAUGUCGUCAUCUUUUUGCGACUGCUCCCACCGCCCUCCAGGAAGCAAAAUUAACAGAAUUGUUUUCAGGACAAGUUGGUUUCGCUGAAAAAGAAGGGAAAGCCAUGUCUGGAAGUUUUUAUUUUGUCAUGGUUGGUCAUCAUGACAACCCUGUGUUUGAGAUGGAGUUCUUGCCACCUGGGAAACCUGAAUCAAAGGACGACCAUCGUCACCUGAACCAGUUCAUUGCACAUGCAGCCCUGGAUUUGGUUGAUGAAAACAUGUGGCUGUCCAACAACAUGUACUUGAAAACAGUGGACAAGUUCAAUGAGUGGUUUGUGUCAGCCUUUGUCACAGCAGGACAUAUAAGAUUCAUCAUGCUGCAUGAUCUGCGACAAGAAGAUGGAAUUAAAAACUUUUUUAAUGACGUAUAUGAUUUAUACAUUAAGUUUGCAAUGAACCCAUUCUAUGAAAUCAGUUCACCAAUCCGCUCCACAGCGUUUGAGAGAAAAGUACAGUUUCUUGGAAAGAAGCAUCUUCUGAGUUGAUCACUUCACAUGCACAGGGAUCUGAACGCAUCUUGUCUUUGUUGUAUAUAUCUAACACACUUGUUUGUUUUUGAUGUUUGUCUUUUCCUGUUUAACAUGUAUAAAAUGGAUCCAACACAGA